This is a messenger RNA of Rhincodon typus (whale shark), 2616 nucleotides long. Its product is annotated as pleckstrin homology domain-containing family A member 2. Gene Ontology annotation, molecular function: PDZ domain binding. Lineage: Eukaryota; Metazoa; Chordata; Chondrichthyes; Orectolobiformes; Rhincodontidae. The record is from RefSeq and is a predicted model, not a curated record. Gene Ontology annotation, cellular component: cytoplasm; membrane. The transcript is spliced from 10 exons. The coding region runs from base 1 to 1155 and encodes 384 amino acids.
AUGCACCUCCAUGAAGGGAAUGAACUCCAGGUCAGUGAAGCUACUGCAAAGCAGAAACCAAAAGUCGAAUUUUGUUUUGUCAUAAAUGCAGGUCUACGUCGCUACUUUUUACAAGCCAAUGAUAAAAAUGAUUUACUCGACUGGGUUGAUGCCUUAAACAAGUCCUGCAAAAUUACAGUGCCAAAGGGUAAUGCAAAUGACCCACAACCCAGUGCUGAGCCAAAAAGACCAACAACAGAAGGCCAGAAGCAGCAGAUCCCAUACAAGACUGAAAUCAUUGGAGGGGUAGUGGUGCAGACACCCAUCAGUCAGGUGAAUGGGGGCGAAAAUCAAGAAGCUGCUGAAUGGGCUACACAUGGUGGCUUGAAACGUUCCUUAAGUCACAUUCCAGUGUCCGGAAACAAGCAAACAUUAGGACCUCAGGUUUUGAAAAGUGGGUUCUGUGUGAAACAGGGCAUUGUGAGAAAAAGCUGGAAGAGGAGAUACUUCACACUGGAUGAAAAUUUUUUCAGUUACUUCAAGUGUGAAUUGGAAAAAGAACCACUUCGAGCAAUACCACUUAAGGACAUACAAAAAGCUCAGAACUGUAGUUGCAGUCAAGCACUGAUGAGGGACAAUCUGUUUGAAAUAGUCACAACAUCUCGAACUUUCUACAUUCAGGCAGAUAGCCCUGAAGAAAUGGAAAGCUGGAUGAAAGCCAUCAAUCAGGCAAUCAAGGCGCUCAAGUGUUCGAGCAAUCCCACAGCUCCGGUUCAAUCCGCUUUCAUCAGCGGAACCUCUUCAUCGCAUCCACUUGAUUCCCUGACUGCAUCGAAUCCAUCCUCUUCAGUGUCGUUAUGGCCUCAGUUCAGUUCCAAGCCCCAAGGAGAAGAAAAACGACCUGUCUCCAAGUCUACCUCCGUGGUAUCGUCAUGGCAGCCAUGGACCCCUGUGCCAGGUGCUGGUGAGCCACCUAUGUCUCCAGUAGAGGAGGUGGGCAGGAAUGAGAGUGCCCUGAAAGCACCAUCUGAAGUAUGCAAACCACAGCUGCCAAUGAAGGAAGAUGUGAAUGGUCAGGGGAAGCGCCGCAGACACAGGUCACAACCAGCACCCAAAAAGGAGCAUCAAUUUCAGUACAACCUUGAUGAUGAUGGCAUCCGAACAACAGAUGUUUAAUGACAGUAAACUUGUCUUUUCCCAUUGUUUGUUUUAUCUAGGAUUAGUGACUCAAAUAGUUUUCGUUUCGGAUAAAAGUGCCUGCUUGUAAACAGCUUAGCUUGCCAGUGUCCUUGCUGAAGCUUCAUUACUGAGUUAAGUCAGGAAACAAUGUUGGAGACUGAAGGCUCAAGAAGGGCAGCAAUGUCAUAUUUUUGUUUGGCUGCUCUUUACAUUUUCCAUUCUUACUUGAUCCAACAGGAUAACAGCAUGGCUGAGCUCUGGUAACUGAAACGCAAACCACCAAAGGGCCCAGUACAACCUAGCACAGCCAAUGGGUCUCUGUGAUACACUGAUGAUGAGGAAUGUAUUAAAAUUAGUGCAAUUUUUACAUUCCUGAGGUGUAGCUGAGCCCUUUAUGCACAUUUGUCACUGAAACACUGGAAAACACAGAAGCACAGACAUAUGCUGCGACUUUCCAGCCAUUGAGGAAAACGGAAUUUGGAUUCUGCAUUCCUUAAUUGUGUCAAUUAACUGUGUUAUUUGCAGUUCUAAAAUCUCUGUUGCUGCCUUUCUGCAAAUGGACAUGGGUCAACUUCUCAAGGAAGAAGUGCAUCAAGAAAAGAGCUGUUCCAGUCCCAAAAUCAUCAUGUCCUAUACCUGCUAUUUCCUUCCUCAGGCAAGGCACUGGACCAGCAUUUGUUUUGGCCUAGUGUUCCCUGCACUGUUCCUCCAGAAGCAUUUCUAAUUUACUGAUCAGUGGGCCUUGUCCUCCCACUUUUCUACAGAGUCCAUCACUGACAUUGCAAAUGAAAACAGCUCCAAAGUGUCUCAACAAACUGUGUGACUCAGUUCAGUAAUCUCUCCAGGUUAGAGAGCCCAGCCAGUGAAAAAUUGCAGUAACGCACAAUCAGCUGGAAGGCUAAUACUUAAUUCCAUUCUGAACUAAUUUGUGCUCUUUGGGGCAAGUUUGUUUGCAUAAGAAAGAUCAAGUCGGGAACUAAAAGAGCCAGAAUUAUCUCUUUGUUGUUUACUGCCUUUGAGGAGGAUAGCAUGGAUGUCAAGAGAAGUUGAGGCAGUGAGAAUUAUAAAACAAAGUUUGACAGUAGAUUAUAUUCAGGAUGAGGAAACGGUUUGUCCAGAUUCAAAUUGCUGACCUUGCUGGGAUACACUCAAGUGAGGAAUGUCAAGUAUGGUUUGGACCUUGUCAUGGCCCAGAGAAUAACUAUCCUGCCAAUGAUUUCUGCUGAGGUUUGCACAUCAACAGUCCUCGGCAGGAUGAGGCACUGUUAAAUUCCUAACUUUGUACCUCAGCAAAGGGUUUCCAGGAAAAGAGGGCAGAGAAUCAGAUUUGAGAAAGGAAAUAAAAGUAAACAUUGUGUAGAUUAAUGACUGACUUUACUAGAGAUGACAGAAUGCUGGUUUCAUGCUGAUCUUUCAACUUGGUGGGCUUUAUUGAAUAAAGAACUUUACAGUACAGAA